GAAGCUUGGUAGAGGAGAUCAAAAGCAUCUCCAACGGUCGGUUCUGUAAGUGACUGCAGGGGAAGAGACGAAAGAAGCGAGGUGAGUUGAGUUGCGGAGAAAGGAAAAGGAACGCGGAGAAUCCACGAGCGAUAAAAUCACGCCGCUAAGAUUAGUUACUGCAGUGCUGGGUGUCACGACUCCAUCAUUCUAUACUGCCUCUUUCUCUCGUUGUACAGAUGUUUCACAGUGACUUUUAAACAUGAACAUGGUCAUUUAUCUAUCCUGAUGAUUUUUUGAUAAUAUUUCUCCCCAUCAAAGGCUUAUCUUUCCGACUCUAUCUGGUGGAUCUCCGAGAUAUGCUUGUGUGCUCAUAGGAUUUGGCUAUCUGAUCUCACUUCACUAUGGUUGAGCUACAACCAAUCUUCAAAAAGGCCUACUGGACGCUGGCCGCUGGAGGCCUGGUUUACGUGAGCUUUAUCUGCGCGCUCACAUGGCCCAAUGUCCAAAGACUUUGCUUGUAUGCGAACAAAGUCAAUCCUGCUCUGUGGGAGGAUGUCAACCAGGUCGAGCGCUUUGGAUUCCUGAAAACGCAGGUCCAACCGUUCAAUCUGGUUACCCCUGAUAAUGAGACGAUCUAUGGCUGGCAUUUGCUCCCUCUACACCUCUGUCGGGAGCACGAGGAAGAACUGAAUGCGAACGAGCCAUCUGGUCCAGCUGAAGACUAUACCCGAACCUCGGCUUUCAAAUUCCUAGCCAACGACCCUAACGCUCGAGUAGUUGUCAACUUCCACGGCAAUGCCGCACAUCUCGGCUCCGCUCAGAGACCUGAAAUAUACCGCAUGCUUCUGGGCUUGUCAACGCCCUCCAACCCUGUCCAUGUCUUCGCAAUUGACUAUCGUGGGUUCGGAGUGUCCACCGGCUCCCCAACGGAAGAAGGCUUAAUUACCGACGGUGUCUCCCUCAUUAAUUUCCUGACCGCCGGUCCUUUGAACAUCCCGCCAUCCAGGAUUGUCAUCACGGGCCAGAGCCUGGGAACAGCUGUCAGCGCGGCAGUCGCUGAGCGCUAUGCAUUCGGAUCGCCGGAUUUCGCAGCUGUCCAACCCGCCAUUCAAGACCCCGAACCGUUCGCAGGCGUAAUCCUCCUAGCAUCGUUCAGUAACUUGCGAAACCUUAUCGAAUCCUACAGCUUCAAAGGUCUUACGCCCCCGAUGCUCUCUCCCUUGAUUGGCUACCCUCGCGUACAAAGAUGGGUAAGGAGCCAUAUCGUUGACCACUGGGACACCGCCGCUCGCCUUGCACGCCUGACGGGCAUUGGACCAUCUGCCGAGGAAGACGCGAAGGCAGGGUACAGCAGCAAAGAUCUGGAUCUCGCAAUCAUCCACGCGUUCAACGACGUCGAAAUCCCCUGGUACGAAGGACGUAGUGUCUGGAUUGCUGCCACUGGUGAAAACCAGAAAGACGCCCCUGGCACCCUUGUGCACCAGAAAAAGGAAGAGGGUGGCCCAACCGAGGUGAAGAUCUGGGAGAACAGGUCGGGGAAGAACUCGGCCGUGAAGAAGGUUCGAUGGGAACGUGUAGGCUACGGUGGUCAUAACCGCGUGGCUACUUUCUCCGCUGCUGCUCUUGCUGUGCUUAGAGCUUUCGAAGAGUAAAUUCGUUGGUCUCCCCCUACGACCCCGGGAAAUAACUGGAAGUCAGCUUCUGUAAUCCGUCCCAAUAUAUGCCCCUCAUCUACUGCCAUCAGUGAGACCAUGAUACUUGUGGGAGGGGAGAGACGUUCAGUAAUACAUACAAUAACCCAUAACCUACUUAUGAUUUAGGACUAUCUUUUUUGCCGC
This is a messenger RNA of Aspergillus novofumigatus IBT 16806, 1820 nucleotides long. RefSeq names its product alpha/beta hydrolase. Lineage: Eukaryota; Fungi; Ascomycota; Eurotiomycetes; Eurotiales; Aspergillaceae. The coding region runs from base 384 to 1634 and encodes 416 amino acids. The transcript is spliced from 6 exons. The record is from RefSeq and is a predicted model, not a curated record.